AUGGCCACCUAUGCCAAGAAAGGAGCCAACCAACUGGGCCAGUUGUCUUGCUUCAAGAACCUCUGUAUUUUUUUUAAAACUUUUUGUGGAAAAGGUAAUAAAGGGCAUCUCUCUGGCAGUACAGGUCCUUACACUCUCCCUGUGUGUCUCCUACUCAUACCUGGCAAAAUUGAGGAAGGCAAGAACUUCGUGCUCAAAGCCAGGGGAAAGGAUACCAAAUAUGUUAAGAUCAAGAAAAAUAAAGAUAACGUGAAAUUUGAAGUUUAGUACAACAGAUACCUUUACAUCGGGCAAAGGGAAAAGGCAGGGAGCCUGAAGCAGUCCCUGUCCCUGUGUUUCACAGUGAAGCAACUGAAAUGAACCAGACAUGCCGAUUUACCUGUUUUAAAGUUUUUAAAAUUCGAACAAACAAACAAGCAAAUAGAUACUUUUUUUUAGGAGGUGGGAAGGAUACUUGUUUUCCAGUUGCUCCAAUCGGACAAUUGCAGUGAUGUCCAGUUUGGAUAAUAUCGCUGGGUUACUUGGAAUAGUAGGUUCUGGAUUUGAUCAGGAAAUUCACCGGGCUUGUGACCUUUCAAUAGUGGAAUCUGUUGACACAAAAAAUCCUCAGCCCGUUGGGUGAUUCAAGUGCACUUUCAUAAUUUGCUCUCAUUUUACCCUCUUUGUUAUUUCCACGUUCCGCAAGAAUCCAUCACUCCCCUCUGAAUUAUGUGCUGCGCAGAACUGAUGCUCAUACCACCCACUCAGAGAGGGCAACCUCAGCUCCUUGAACUCACAGAACCUAUUGUUCCGUCCCUUUCUUACCCGGCACUGUCACUGCAGCCCUAUACUCCAGCUGGGAGGGCAUGGAAAUGACUCCCCAGAGAGCCAUUCAUCACAGUAAUAAAUGGCCUGUGUUUUACUAAGUUCCAUCAAAGUUCACUUCCACACCAAAGCAAAACAUUUGUUCUCUAUGCAUUCCUUUUCUGUGUGUGUCAAAAUAUCCUGUUCACAAAUGUGUAAAAGCUAUUUGUAUAUGUGUGAUAGUAAACUUGAAGCUGUGCAUGCACCUCUGUACAUAGACCGCGUGUGGAUGUGUUUGUUUUUCAGUAGAUGUGAGCAUCUGGUGAUUUACUAGGCCUUACAAGACACCUUGAUGCCUGACCGAACCACCACCUUCACAGGCUUCAUGUAGAUACUAUAACAACUUAGAUGCAUGGAUUUUAAUGAAUUAUUAUUCUCCAGUUUUCUGCCUAGCCUCCCAGGUGUGUUGAUUUUAAUUGCUUUACUCAUUUAAACAUCUCUAAAGGUUGUCAUAGGUUAUUCAGCAGUGCAACCCUGUGGCUGGCUUUCUCCUCUCCCUCUUUUACGCAAAAAUUAACCAGAAUACCCACAUACCCAAAUUAACCAGAAACAUUCAUGACUCAGUCAUGAGGUUGGGAUUCUUCUCUGUGGAGUCCAGGAAGACAUAAAAGGCAACCUGUCUUUAUGUUAACAUCAACUGUGUUCAUCGUCUUCUUUCUCCUAUAUGCUCUCUGCUGACUUACUUUAGAAAAGAAGCAAACAUUACCCUAGCUCCUCAGAGCAUGCAGCCCUGUUAUUGAGCAAUCUUAGAACAAUUUACUCUGUAAGCCACCCAAAACAACACACACGCACACACACACACACACACACACACACACACUAUGUCAAUGUCAAAACAACAGUUUGGAUAUCUUUCCUUGUUUUUAAACCUCAUUUGCUCAAUAGCAUAUUUAAUAAAAUAUACACCAACCUAUUUUGUCCAGCACUAUUUAAUGCAAUAACUUACAAAAAGGCCUAAACAUUUAGCCACAGAUGUCAUCAAAUGAGAGGUUUUGUAAUAAUACUCUGUAAUUUAACAUUUAGAUUUUAAGAUAUGCCUUAUUAAGAAAAACAAAAGGGCUUAUUAACUCAUUUGCUUUCCUUAUUAACUCUAUUUUUUAAUUUACUAAGCAAACGUACAAUUAGAAUGGCAAUUUGUUAGGGUCAUACAUUAGCUGAAAAGAAAAGGAAAAAACAAAAGCUAUAGCAGAAGCUAGGAAUUACCAAAGGCUUAUUUUGUUUGAGUUAGGAUAUGAUAUCUUUUAAAUAGGCUGAUGACAAUCUGUCCCUUUACACACUAAAGAUAAACAACUUAGACGUAAUCCCUGUCUGGCUACCUUAAUCUUAAUUGCAGGAAAAGACAAAGUGGAACACAGAUUAAACAAACAAACAAAAAACAGACUGUGCCAACAAGCCUAAGGAAAGAACAGUUCCAAAUUUUUUGCUGAAUUUAACUUUGCUUCAGUUAAUACAUAUAGCCUGCUAUACCAUUCCAAGAAACACUAAAACUUUGUGGGGUUUUGGUAUGGAUACUAUUAGAAGUUCAAUUGGUUUGAUCAAAAUUAUGGUUGUGUAGACCCACCCAUUCUUAGAUCAACAAUAGGUAACGGUACAGAUUAUAAGUUGACAAUUAAGCUUUUUGUAAGGGAAUCUGCGGUUUAUAGCCAAAUCUCACAUUAAGUGUCUGUCAUGUGUUACACAUGCAUUACUUUAAAUUCUAAACGUUUUGUUCACUAGUUUUAUUGACAAGUAAUUGACAUACAGGAUAUCACUGUAUAAGUUCAAGGCAUACAGCAUGAUGGUUUGAUUUAUAUAUAUUGUGAAGUGAUGACCACAAUAGAUCCAUCUUUUAUCCAGAUACAAUAAAAAGGAGAAAAGAAAAAAAUUUUCUCCUUGUGAUGAGAACUCAUAGGAUUUAUUCUUUUAACAACUCCCAUUCGUAUCACACAACAGUGUUAGCUCUAGUUCUCAUGUUAUAUAUUACAUCCCUAGUACUUAAUUGCUUUAUACCUGGAGGUUUGUACCUUUUGACCACCUCUGGUAACCACAAAUCUGAUCUUUUUCUAUGAGUUUGUUGUUUUUGUUUUUUCUUCUUUAGAUUCCACAUGAAAGUGAGAUUAUACAGUAUUUGUCUCUUUCUGUCUGACUUCACUUAGCAUAAUGCCCUCAAGGCCCAUCCGUGUUGUUGCAAAUGGUAGGAUUUCCUUCUUUUUUUUUUUUUUAUGGCUGAAUAAUAUGCCUCCCGUGUGUGUGUGUGUGUGUGUGUGUGUGU
Molecule: messenger RNA, 3094 nt
Organism: Panthera uncia (snow leopard)
Lineage: Eukaryota; Metazoa; Chordata; Mammalia; Carnivora; Felidae
Product: 60S ribosomal protein L38-like
Biological process (GO): translation; protein-RNA complex assembly
Cellular component (GO): ribosome; cytosolic large ribosomal subunit
Molecular function (GO): structural constituent of ribosome
Source: RefSeq, a predicted model, not a curated record